This is a messenger RNA of Anopheles merus, 906 nucleotides long. Its product is annotated as chymotrypsin-2-like. The coding region runs from base 62 to 826 and encodes 254 amino acids. The record is from RefSeq and is a predicted model, not a curated record. Gene Ontology annotation, biological process: proteolysis. Lineage: Eukaryota; Metazoa; Arthropoda; Insecta; Diptera; Culicidae. The transcript is spliced from 3 exons. Gene Ontology annotation, molecular function: serine-type endopeptidase activity.
UAGCGAUCGAUUAAAGCAUACAUGGCAUCAGUUACAUACCAGUGUUGUGUAAGAAUCUAUCAUGAGAUCCUUCGGUGUUUUCGUACUGUGUUCAGUGCUGUGUCUCAUCUAUGCCCAUCCCACACCGGAUGACGUGAAAGGAAAUGACCGUGUCGUGGGUGGUACCGACGCUCCACCCGGCGCAGCCCCUUACCAGGUAUCACUGCAAGGACUGUUCGGCCAUUCGUGCGGUGGUGCCAUCAUUGAUCGCGACUGGAUACUGACGGCGGCCCAUUGCGUGCAGACGUCGGUUAAGUUUACGAAAGUGUUGGUCGGCACCAAUCUGCUCAAUACCGGCGGCCAGCGCUAUGCGGUGGAGAAGUUUUACGUCCACAGUCGCUACAACAAUCCCGUCUUUCACAAUGACAUUGCGCUGGUCAGGCUGAAAUCGAUGAUCCAGUACGAUGAUCUUGUGCAACCGAUCGCGUACUCCGAGCGGGAGAUUCCCGAGAAUGCAACGCUAACGCUGACGGGAUGGGGCCGGCUUUCUGGUACCGGAGCGAUGCCGAACAAGCUGCAAACUAUCGAUCUAACGUACGUGCCGUACGAGGAAUGCAAACGGCUGCACGGGAAUAGUGAAAAUGUCGAUAUUGGACAUGUCUGCACACUGACGAAGAAGGGCGAAGGCGCAUGCAAUGGCGAUUCUGGUGGGCCACUGGUUUAUGAGGGAAAGCUUGUCGGGGUGGUUAACUUUGGCGUUCCUUGCGCCCUGGGAUAUCCAGAUGCCUACGCAAGAGUGUCGUAUUACCACGAUUGGAUUCGGACAACGAUCGCCAAUAAUCCUUGAGACGAUUUUGGGCAAUGUAUGAUGUACUUUGGUCAGCUUUGAGUAGUUUGAAUUUAAUAAAAAUAUCUUUCGAUUCAGAC